GUAGAUGUUGUGAAGUGCGUCGACUAAAAGAAGGGAAAUCGAAAGCAUUCCCACAUCUAAACUCACUUUUACACCCUUCUUCAGAAUCCGACUCCAAAUUCCGAUUUCCUACUCCCGAACUGUGAAUUCUAAGAGUGCCACUUUAUUGUUUGCCUGAUAAGGGAUAAUCAAUGGCAGAUGUUGUAAGAAAGUUCUUCACUGCAUCAAUGCUUAUGUGGAUAGUACCAAUUUUGAUUUUAUAUGGUUUUAACAAUAACUUAUUUCCUGGGGCAAGUCAGUUGUCUUCUCACUCACUGACGAUUUUGAGCGGAUUGAUUGCGGUCAUCUCUGUCAAUAUUGUCAUUGCGUUCUAUAUUUAUAUGGCGAUGAAGGAGCCUUCAAAUAAACACGAACCUGAUCCUACUUUUCUUGCUGAAGCUAAAGCCAGUAUCAAGCAGCAACACUCUUCAAGUGAGACUGAAGAUCCUUCCCAGGCGCGUGAGAAACAUGACUAGUAGGGAACGUGCAGAGUGCAGUUACCAGGUUUGAUGCUCACUUGGAUUUUAAUUACCCUAAGUACAGUCUUUACUCUUUAGGUUUAUAGGGUAGCUCCAGAACCACUUUUGGACCAAACAUACAACAAAUUAUUUAGUCAAUGAAUUCAUAUAGGAUUUGAGAUAACGGUUAGGUUUACCUUAAUCACUAAUGUUUUCUGCACUUGUGGUUUUUUGUUUCUGUAUUUUAAAAUGAAAUGACCGAAUUCAGAAUAUUUGUGCUUUAUAUGUGCAUCUCCCAUAUUAUAUCUUUGGGAAAUAAUUUUGUUCUUGUGGGAUACUUAAAACAAAAUGCUGCUGUCAUGUCAGUGAUUUAUAAUGUAUUAAUGUUAAUUGACAAUUUUGGUUUA
This is a messenger RNA of Papaver somniferum (opium poppy), 883 nucleotides long. RefSeq lists its product as uncharacterized. NCBI's taxonomy places the organism in Eukaryota, Viridiplantae, Streptophyta, Magnoliopsida, Ranunculales, Papaveraceae. The transcript is spliced from 3 exons. Bases 171 to 494 code for a protein of 107 amino acids. Gene Ontology annotation, cellular component: endoplasmic reticulum membrane. The record is from RefSeq and is a predicted model, not a curated record. Gene Ontology annotation, biological process: vacuolar proton-transporting V-type ATPase complex assembly.